Cornus florida is the source of this 1437-nucleotide messenger RNA. RefSeq names its product TMV resistance protein N-like. Gene Ontology annotation, molecular function: ADP binding. Bases 1 to 1437 code for a protein of 478 amino acids. Gene Ontology annotation, biological process: defense response. The transcript is spliced from 2 exons. Lineage: Eukaryota; Viridiplantae; Streptophyta; Magnoliopsida; Cornales; Cornaceae. The record is from RefSeq and is a predicted model, not a curated record.
AUGUAUAACAUUAUUCUAUCUGGAAACAUCAUGAACAGGCAUGAAGCAGACUUCAUCAAGAAAAUUGUAAAAUAUAUUUUGAGUGUGUUGAAUCACGCGUACUUGCAUGUAGCUACCCAUCCCGUUGGAAUAGAUACACGUAUGGAAUACAUGAAUUCUUUGUUGAGUGUUGGAACUAAUGAUGUCCGCACAGUAGGGCUAUGCGGAAUGCGCGGAAUAGGUAAGAGAGCAAUUGCCAAAGCUGUUUUUAAUCAUUUCUUCCAUUCUUUUGAAUGCAAAAGUUUUCUAGCAAAUGUUAGGGAGAAUUUUAAGCAGCAAAAGAAUCAAAUUCGAUUGCAAGAGCAGUUUCUUUCUGAUAUACUAAAGACAGAAGUGAGAAAGGUGGGAAAUGUUGAUCGAGGAAUUGAGGUGAUAAAAAAUAGGUUAUGCAAUAGAAGGGUUCUUCUUGUUCUAGAUGAUGUGGAUCAACUAGAUCAUCUGACUGCAUUUAGUUGCCACUCGAAGAGUGCGAUGAAAGAUUGCUUUGGUCCAGGAAGCAGAAUCAUCAUAACAACGAGACACGAGCAUUUGCUAAAGCAUAUUGAAGUAAAUGACAUAUACAUGGUGGAGAAAUUGAAUGAUAAUGAAUCUCUUGAGCUCUUUAGUUGGCAUGCCUUCCAGAGACGUGAUCCUGUGGAAGGUUACGCUCAUCUCUCGAAAGAUGUAGUAGGUUACUCCAAAGGAUUGCCCUUAGCCCUUGAAGUUUUGGGUUCAUAUCUAAGAGAGUUCAACAGUAUAGCUGAAUGGGAAAACGCAUUGGAGAAAUUGAAAAAAAUUCCUCAUAGCAAAAUUCAAGAGAAUCUUAAAAUAAGCUUUGAUGCAUUGGAUCAUUGUCAAAAAAAGAUAUUCCUUGAUAUUGCAUGCUUCUUUAUUGGAAUGGAUAAAGACUGCGUCACAAGAGUGCUAGAUGGUUGUGAUUUAUUCGCAACAAGCGGUAUUGGUGUCCUCAGUCGUAGGUGCCUUGUAACAAUAAACGAAGCUAACAAGCUAAUGAUGCAUGAUCUGCUCAGAGACAUGGGAAAAGAAAUUGUUUGCCAAGAAUCUGUUGACGACCCUGGUCAACGUAGCAGAUUGUGGCAUUGUGAGGAUGUCCUUGAUGUACUGAGAAAUUGCACUGUAAGAGGAACACACCAAAUUGAAGGCUUCCUCUUAAAUAUGGAUGGACCAAUAAAGGUAGAUUUAAGGGCAUUUGCAAGAAUGCACAAUUUAAGGUUGCUACAACUCAAUAAUGUAAACCCCACUGGAGGCUAUGAACAUUUUUCUAAGAAAUUGAGAUGGCUAUGCUGGCAUGUAUUCCCUCUAAAUUCAAUACCAACUAACUUCUAUCAAGAGAAGUUAGUUGCCAUUGACAUGCAGUAUAGCAAACUGAGACAAGUUUGGAAGGAUAACAAGGUAUAA